AAAGAAUGAGCAACGAAAUAUAAUCAGUAUUAAUUAGUAUUCUUAAUAUAACAUCAAAUGCGCACUAUUUUAUUUAUGAAAAAUACGCAUUAGCUAUGAAUUACUCUCAAGAAGAAAUAGAACAAAAACGUUUAUUGGCUUUACAACGUAAAAAACAAGCUCAAGUAAAGAAUACUUCAUUUAACUCUACUGUCAGCAGAAACAGUAUUUCUCCUGCUAAUAACCAUGCUAUAUUCGAUCAAAAUAAGUCAACGAAUACAGUUAAACCUUUUGAACAUUACGAAGCAAAGGAUGCUCAAGUCAAAUCAAAAUUUGCGUAUCAUUCAAAUACUCCAAAAUUUAAUAAACAAAAGGAACGUUUCAAUCCAAUGUCCACACAGAAAUUCUUUGGUCAAAAGUCACGUAUCACAGGAAACUGUUACAUGAUAAGCGAUGAUAGAUUUACUUUAGAAACAUCGUCAUAUUUUCCUCCACUUAUAGAGACUUUAAAAACAAUUCCAAGCAGAUCGUAUGAUAUGAAAGCCAAAACUUGGAAUUUUCAUUUGAAAGAUUAUGAAACACUAAUGGAGAAAGUGAUUAAUUUCAAAUCUGAUGUACAAAUAGUAGGAUUGCCAAAAUUAGUUAUUGAGUUAUUCAAAAAAUAUACCAGUUCAGAGAGUACUGAUGAGAAUAUUGACUUAUCAAGAAUUGAUCCUCAAUUAUUGGCAAGUUUGAUGCCCUUUCAACGUAAAGGAAUAUGCUAUGGGAUUUCUAAAAACGGUCGUUGCAUGAUUGCUGAUGAUAUGGGUUUAGGGAAAACCAUUCAAGCACUGGGUAUUGCCCAUUACUUUAAAAGGAAUUGGCCUCUUCUUAUUGUUGUACCAUCUUCAGUCAGAUAUCAAUGGGCAGAUGCUAUAUAUAGGUUUUUACCAUCUGUUCCUGCCCAGUAUGUUCAUCAAUUUUCAAGUAUGAAAGAUUUUAUGACCAACAGCAAAAUUGUUAUUACAACUUAUGAUCUCUUAGUACGAGCUGUGAACGCAUUUGAACGACAAACAUUUGGCUUCGUCAUUUUGGACGAAUCUCACGCUUUAAAAAGUGUUAAGACUGCUAGAUUUAAGGCUGCACAACGUGUAGUUUCACAAGCAUGCAACGUUAUUUUACUUUCCGGAACACCGGCAUUAUCACGACCUAUAGAGCUAUAUUCUCAGAUAAAUCUUAUAAGGCCAAAUUUCAUGAGUUAUCAGGAUUACGGAAUUCGGUACUGUGCGGGAGAAAAGAAAGGAUUCGGUUGGGAUUUUACAGGGUCAUCAAAUAUGCAAGAAUUGCAACUAUUAUUAAAACACACAUGCGUAAUUCGAAGAUUAAAAAGUGAAGUAUUACGUGAAUUACCAACAAAAAAGAGGGAAGUGAUUGUAUUAGAUCCAGACUUAAUAAAAAACUCUACCAAAGAAAUGAAAGAAAUAUCCGCAAAAUUGGAACGGAAUACUUUAAGAGGGGUAGAAAGGCAUAAUACUCUUUUACAGUAUUAUAACGAAUGUAGUUAUGCUAAGCAGAAAGCUAUUUGUGAUUAUAUUGUCAAGCUGUUGAAAAGCAAACAGAAGUGUAUUAUAUUUGCUCAUCACCAAAAUGUUUUAGAUGCUAUCUCAGAAGUUGCCGAGUCCAUGGACAUAAAAUAUAUUAGAAUCGAUGGGAAAACAAAUCCUGAACGUAGAAAAUAUCAAGUUGAUAAGUUUCAAAGCUGCGAUGAUUACUUAGUUGCAAUUUUAUCAAUUACAGCCGCUAACACAGGCAUUACUUUAACAGCUGCGCAACUCGUGGUUUUUGCAGAGCUGUUUUGGAAUCCCGGAGUUUUAUGUCAAGCAGAGGACAGAGUACAUAGAAUUGGUCAGAAUGAGAAUGUUGUGAUACAGUAUUUGGUUGCCAAACAUACUGCAGAUGAUUAUUUAUGGCCAUUAAUUCAAAAAAAGAUGAAUGUGUUAAACGAAGUUGGACUUGACCAAGAUUUUUCUCUUAAAGACAUUGAUGUAACAAAACAAACAUUAAGUACAAAACAAAAAACGUUAGAUUCCUUUAUGGACAGUAGUCAGUUCGAUUUCUCAAUUGAUGACGAGAUAGUACAAAAUAAUGAAAAUGAAAACAACGAAAAUACAGUCCAACAGACACUAGAAAGUUGUUCUUCUAUAGCAUCGCAAGACUUUAAAGAAUUACUGGAGUUCAGUGAAGAGGACUUUGACUUCAGUAAUUGGGAUAAUAUAGAAUAAAGCAUUAUUUUUGUAUGAUAGGUUGUUAACAUUGUGAGGAGUAUAUGAAUGAAUAUUUGAUAAAUAAAACAUUUAUUUUUUGAACAAUAUUUUGUAUGUUACAAUCGCUACUAAUAAAGUAGCCAAGUAGUAGAAUAAAAAAGGAAACAUUUCAGUAACUUA
Messenger RNA from Osmia bicornis bicornis, 2402 nucleotides. It is a transcript of the gene Marcal1, whose product is annotated as SWI/SNF-related matrix-associated actin-dependent regulator of chromatin subfamily A-like protein 1. The record is from RefSeq and is a predicted model, not a curated record. The transcript has 12 exons. Gene Ontology annotation, biological process: DNA repair; replication fork processing. Bases 96 to 2240 code for a protein of 714 amino acids. Gene Ontology annotation, molecular function: ATP-dependent chromatin remodeler activity; ATP binding. Gene Ontology annotation, cellular component: nuclear replication fork. NCBI's taxonomy places the organism in Eukaryota, Metazoa, Arthropoda, Insecta, Hymenoptera, Megachilidae.